UCAAUGUCUAAAAGUCACCAGAAUUCUCAUAGCUUGACAUAUCAUAAUUCUUAAUUCUCUUAAAAUUGAAAAAUAUUCUUUAAAGACCCAAAAAUCCGUCACUCAUUGUUAUUAUUGCCUAUUAAAAAUGUCUAGUCGGGAGGGCGGUAAGAAAAAGCCUCUGAAAGCCCCCAAGAAGGAUGCCAAGGACCUGGACGAAGAUGAUAUGGCCUUCAAGCUGAAGCAAAAGGAGCAGCAGAAGGCAAUAGAUGCGGCCAAGGCGAAUGCCUCCAAAAAAGGACCUCUUGUAGGCGGUGGCAUUAAGAAGUCGGGCAAGAAGUAAAUUAAAAAUAAAAUGAAAGAUUUAGGCUGCCACAAAAAUCUCACAAAAAUAACCCCAACUUUCAUCUUUACAAAGUCAAAAACGAAAUGGCAAAAUGACCACUGGCUGGGACAUUUUGCAAAUUAAUAUUUUCCUGGACUUACCAUGGCCCUUUGUUCAUUUCAAAAAUUCAAUUUCAUAUUGUGUCAUGUUGAAUGCCCAAAAAGGUGUGAUUAAUGUCCCCUAAAAAAGGCGAAUAAAAACAGGAGAACA
Messenger RNA from Drosophila kikkawai, 574 nucleotides. RefSeq names its product translation machinery-associated protein 7 homolog. Lineage: Eukaryota; Metazoa; Arthropoda; Insecta; Diptera; Drosophilidae. The record is from RefSeq and is a predicted model, not a curated record.